Messenger RNA from Amoebophrya sp. A25, 2157 nucleotides. The record is from the annotation of a GenBank genome assembly. Lineage: Eukaryota; Dinophyceae; Syndiniales; Amoebophryaceae.
GGGGUGAAGAGUAUUUUCAUGGAGUGAGUCAGGUGUAAUAUGAGAGUAUGAGGACAGUGCAUCAUAGGAGGAGCUGAUAAUGACAAAUGAGCGUUGAUUUCGAGGAAGAAGCACCUUAAAAAAUCAUUAGUGCCUUAUAAGUUAUACCUAGUACUUGAUCACUGAAACAGAAUGAUAGCCCUAUCUCCAGCAUUCCGAUUUUCAUACAAAGAAAGACACAGAUGCGGAUGCGCAGUUGGCAUACCGAUUCUUGUCAAGAAUAACAACUUGACCUCCAGGUGAACAACCAUCCGCAUUCACAGUUAUGGUUGCAGGGUGUCGUGUGUCUGUGUUUGAAUGUAAGGCCACGUUUGGCCGGUGCUGGUGCAGGUGGUAGGGAAACAGUGCAGGGUUUCUUACUUUUACUAGCAGUCGCACAGAAUCCAGCGAUGUUAAUUAUGGCUUCGCUCUUGUUAUCCAUUCGAAGCUAAGCUUUGUCCUCUGUUGUUUGGGGUUAUGGUCCGGUACCAGAACAGUAAUGCCACUCGUUAUACAGUACUCAUACUGAUUGAGUUCGACAUCGACGAAACUAGUACUGACAAUUUUGGACUAUCAUCCACGUCGACCUAGUCACCUCAACUACAUCAGUUUGCUAUCGUUCUCAUCACUUAGCCUCAGUCCAACAUUAUAUGAUUGCGCUGUCUACUACUACUUAUCAUAUCCACCUCUGAUGUGUUACUUCGUCACUAUCAUAGUGCAGAACUACUUCACUACUGCGUUGGUGCUGAUUGUUUUAGACUCUGAAAAAUGCCGAAUGUUGAAGCAGCUGACAUUUGUCCCCCCAGCAUUCAAAUUGAAUUGCUGGGCGAUAAAAAACCACUUUUUCGAGGAUUGACAACCUCAAACAUAAAAUUAUCAGCAUGAUUAUCAUCAUCCAUGUCAUGUUUCACACGUUCUAUGAUAAUCAUAGGGCAUAUGUUUAGAAGUAUUAUGUACUUGCUCUUUCGCUGGUUUGGACUUAGAUUGCCAGGUCAAUGUUAUUCUUGGAUUCACGGAAUUGAACUUGGGAGUAAGUGAAAGUGGAGAGCAAAGAUUUAAACUGAGUUGUUAAGUGAUAAAAAACCAUUUUUUCGAGGAUUGGGAAAGUUUCAAGUUGAAACAUGGCCAAACUCUCAACAUCAUGAUCAACACGAUUACUUUUACUAUUCUGACGCUGAUAAUCAGUGAUUAGUCCCCACAUAUGUUCAUAAUAUAGGGGAGGCCUAUUCGUGUAUGUUGAAUACAUUGAUCAUGGUAACAAUCUUGUCAGAGCACCUCUAAACCUCACCCUGCUCUUGCAAGCUUGACGAUCAUUUUGAGAAUUCACAUGAAAAUUUCUUGGGUAUUGCUCGUUGUCAGCCUCUGGAAAUGUUGGACGAUGCGUAUCCAAGCGCGAAUAGCACAGUCGCGGAUGCAGCAGCUGGAAAUCCUUGUCUUCGAGCAUCAAUCUCACUGUUUGUACUCGGUGAGCACCCUCAGUUUCCGACCGAGGAUGUUCAAAGCAAAGGGGCGACUCCUUGCGUCCACAUCGCAGCAGAACUACACUACGGCUGGCCUCUACAACUAUGGUGCAUAGUUCUGCCUCUAUACAAGUAGAAGCCUACUAGCAUACAGAAGUAGUAGAAUUCCCCUGACUGCCUAUUAAGUCAUGCGCAAAUCGAUUGGAGAAUGCCGUCUUAGUCGUGUCUCGUGAGUGAUUGUAAAUUGUACUUCGAACAAGAAAGCAUGAGCAAAUGUGUUGUUCUGACGGAGAUUUGUAGCGAUUCUUUUCCUGGUUAUCAAUCGUCAUCUCCUUCCUUUUUUCUGAACUUAAAGGUACGUCUGAUUCAGCUAACAGCAUCUAGACAUUCUGAAUUCUCGUGCAGAAGCAACGGUCGUCUGCAGAAAGAUCAGAUUUACGAUCUCCGUUUCAAGGUAUGAUCCCGAACACACUGCUCUCCAUUUCAAGGUUGACAUAUUCACUUUUGAGCAGUCCUGCGCGAAGCUCUUAAGUAGUUGGAUCCAUGUGUUUGAUUAAAUGGAAAGUUCGAGUUUUUCCGUUAAUAUUGAAAAGAAUGACGACGAUAUGAAAAGACGACAUAUCAAGUAAAAGACGAAGACGGCAGACUCGUUGGGUAGUGGAGUCCCGACCAGUUCGAG